UCCACUCCUGUGCGUGUCUUCAUAAUCCGAGAAAAAGCUGAAAGCAGAGUCUCCGAGCUCUGGCCAGAGUUUGCCGAAGUGGACAUGAAGCAGACCCCGGUGAAGGACCUGGAGGCCCCGCUGCCUCUCAGUCGCCAGGUGUUUGCAGGGAGAUCUUUUUACCUGGAUGUGCCCAAGAGCAAGCAUCUGACCCUGGUCGUGGAGGCCAUUGGCAAGAUGGGUGGGACAAUCGAGAGCUUCUUAAGCAAGGAGGUGAGCUACUUGGUGACCGCCAGCAGAGAGGCCUGCCAAGGCAGAGUAACCAAGCGAAACGAGAAGUGUCGCGGUGUUGGGAGUGUCAACUCUUCAUCCCAGACCUCCAAGAGAAGCGUCCAGUCGGCGGGAAGCCAAAAGCCAGCAGAUUCUAUGCAGACGAGUCGAGGGAGAGCAUUGUUGGAGAAAGUGAUCAAGAACAAUAUGGAGAAGGCUGAUGGAGGUGGUGUUCUGGCCAACGCUCGCUCUUGGGGAGUGAAAAUCCUCCAUGUCAAUGACUUACUGGAAUACAUCAAGAAAACUUCAUUAAGUAAUUCCCAAGUGAAGAAGAAGCCAUCAGAGAGCAAAGGCCCAACGGAUCCAUCAGCCAGCACACCCAGGAAAGCCGUGACGCUGAAGGAGCCCUUUGUGAAGAUUGAAGACUGCAGCAGGCGCUACAAGCCGUUACACCUCCACUUCGACAGCUUCCCUGAGGUGAAGUUUACUGGCACUACGAGGCACAGCCCCUUUGAGUCUGCGCCCAUCGUGCAGCGGGAACAGGGCCCGAGAGUUCCGCAAGUAGAGAGCCAUGGGCUGACCACCAGUGAUGGCAAGCGAGAGAAGCCCGAGAGCCCAGCAGCGGGCAUGCAGGUGACCACACACGGCUGUGCUAAUCGGAAACGGCAAGGCUUCUGCGAGUGCUGCCAGGAAACAUUUUGGGACCAGCAGGAGCACCUUCUUUCAGAGAAGCACAGGAGUUUUGUUCUGGAAUCUUCUCACUAUGCUGUAGUGGACAGAGUGGUGCAGCAACUGUGCAGCGACUUUGAGGAGAUCCCGGCACACCAGGACCAGGAUGUCAGGCCUGCGAGUCCUGCUCUGGUGCCAGAUGUGACCCUGGAGAUGCCACCAAACAGCAGUGAGAAGGCCAUUUCGGUCGGGCUGAGUGACAUCGACUUGCAUGCCCUGAUGUUUGAGGACCAAGAUGAGCUCCAGCAAAUGGUCACAAUCCGGCCAGAAGCCAGCUGCAUGAAGUGCACUGAGAACCGGGAACAAGUUGGGGGUCUGUCAGCAGUGCCCACCUCCUGUGUGUGUUUGGACAUCACCAAAGAGGUGCCCAUCCCUCACCGGGAACAGUGCUUGCCCACUGAAGACCCCUUGUGUGUCAAUGGCACAAAGACAUCCCUGAGCCCCAAUAAGAAGAAGCGCAGGCGCUCACCCAGUACCAGCCCACGUGUGUUGAAACGGCGAAGGGUGGUCUCGCGUAUGAACUCUGACCCCCUCCACAUGAGACUUGAUGAGAGGUGUCCUCCGCAGGAGAUGAGCCCCAUCCUGCAGGUGGCUAUGCGACCUUGGAGCCAACUGGCUGAUUGGAGAACUUGCAGAGCUGUGCCUUCCAAAUGCCAACCUCCAUUCAACCCGAGCCUGGCAGACCUGCCCAUGGAGUGCCUCUUUAGUGCCACUGAUGGCGCGGUCAAGCUGCAGAAGACUGAGCCGCCAGAGUCUGUGGUUGGUGGGGGGCGGUCUGACUGUGGUGAUUUAGACACACGUGUGCCCCCUGCAGACCCCCUGGGAAACACCCUGCUAGAUGUCACCGCUGUAGAGAGUGGCAUGGAUGUGGUGUGCAGUCCGGGCACAGGCCCUUCUCACUCCUCCCUUCAGAUUGAGCCCGAUUUGCUGGUUCCUGGCACCUUCUCCUCUGAAUCGGACUGGGACUGCGACCUAAUCUCACGCUUUGGGGGGCCGACGGGCUCAAUGGCAUGUCGCGCACUAGACGUGGACGUCCUGCAGCUGACCUGUGCCACGGUCCGAGACAGUGGCUAUGACUCGCGGCUCUGCUCUGUGCUGCGGCACAACGGCGAGCUGGGCUGGGCAGCCACGGGCAGCAAGGACCUGGACUCGGUGCCCUUUGGGAGGCUACAGGCCUGGCCAGUCUAGGGGGCUGGGGGCAUACUGGGUUUGCAUUCAGCGAGGCAGCUUUAUUACCCACUUGUGCGCUGGGUACCUUGGCACUACCCCGAGGGUGAGCAUGGUGGCCGUCCAUUCGUGCCUCUUUGGCAUGAUUUAUUGUCUGUGAAGUUGUACAUACGUGGAGAUUUUAAUAAUAAACGUCUUGUUUUUGUA
Messenger RNA from Polypterus senegalus (gray bichir), 2352 nucleotides. RefSeq names its product protein DBF4 homolog B-like. Lineage: Eukaryota; Metazoa; Chordata; Cladistia; Polypteriformes; Polypteridae. Gene Ontology annotation, biological process: positive regulation of nuclear cell cycle DNA replication; regulation of cell cycle phase transition. The record is from RefSeq and is a predicted model, not a curated record. The transcript is spliced from 12 exons. Bases 85 to 2166 code for a protein of 693 amino acids. Gene Ontology annotation, cellular component: nucleus; Dbf4-dependent protein kinase complex. Gene Ontology annotation, molecular function: protein serine/threonine kinase activator activity; nucleic acid binding; zinc ion binding.